GAGACGCGCGCCUACAGAAACAAACGGUUGCGGAAAGAAACGGUGCACAAAAUCCCUCUAACGGACAAAAACCUCAAGCUCUUCGUCUGUCCCCGAGUUGUCCACUCCAGCCGCACAUCUAGACCCAAAUAAGCACCCAAUGGAAGUGCAUGAAGACAAACAACAUCAGUUUCAAAAACCUCAUCGUUUUACGAAUGAAGAAGGAGAUGCAGUCAUUUCACAGACGGAAAUGAAUUUCACACAAAAACAAGCUGGAAGAACCGGAGUCAAAGGAUCUUUCACCUGUUCUGAUUGUGGAAAGAGUUACAGAGAUAAAAUAAACCUUACGAGACACAUGAGAGUUCACACUGGAGAAAGACCAUUCACAUGCAAUCAGUGUGGGAAGAGAUUCAUUCAAAUAGGACACCUAAAUGUGCAUAUGAAAAUUCACACUGGAGAAAAACCGUUUACAUGCUCUCAGUGUGGAAAGAGUUUCAGAGACAGAAGCGCUCUCAAAGAGCAUCAGCUCUUUCACUCUGGAGUGAGAUCAUUCAGCUGUGAUCAGUGUGAUAAAACGUUUGUUGUUGCAUCGACGUUAAGAGACCACCUUAACAUUCAUACUGGUUUGAAGCCUUACAUUUGUUCAUUUUGUGGAAAGAGUUUUGCACGUCUGUACACUUUAAAAGUCCACCAGAGUAUUCAUAAUGGUGUGAGACCUUAUGUGUGUUUUGACUGUGGGAAGAGCUUUGCUACAACCAGCGACUUAAAAAAACACCAGCGGAUUCACACUGGAGAGAAACCGUACAAGUGUUCACACUGUGGAAAGAGUUUUGCUGAUUUAUCAGCUUUGAAAACUCAUGAGAGAAGUCAUACUGGAGAAAAGCCGUACCAGUGCUCUUCAUGUGAGAAGAGUUUUGUCUCAUCGUCUAGUCUACGGGCUCAUAUGAAAAAGCAUUGUCCGAAGUCGUCUAAUUGAGCAAAGUUCACAUUCAGAUGCAAUGACUUACAAGUAUUUUGACAUUCAGAUUAAGAAAAAGAUGGAAUUUAUUUGAAUAUAGAAAGUUUGAAUCUGGUGGCCUUUUGUCCUUCUCUUUUUACAACCACUGUAACAUGAUUUAUAUGAUUAAAUUUGACUGAAUAUCAGACAUUUAUUUACAUUAAAAUAUUUCUAAAGUUU
Molecule: messenger RNA, 1156 nt
Organism: Labeo rohita (rohu)
Lineage: Eukaryota; Metazoa; Chordata; Actinopteri; Cypriniformes; Cyprinidae
Product: oocyte zinc finger protein XlCOF15
Exons: 2
Coding region: 140-955 (271 amino acids)
Biological process (GO): regulation of DNA-templated transcription
Molecular function (GO): DNA-binding transcription factor activity, RNA polymerase II-specific; RNA polymerase II cis-regulatory region sequence-specific DNA binding
Source: RefSeq, a predicted model, not a curated record